AUGGGAAGCCGCGGGUCUGGCGUGCCGGGGCCCACGCUCUUCCUGCUGCUGGUGCUGCCGCCGCCGCUGCUGAGCGCGGGGAGCUUCCAGCACGACGGUCCAGGCUGGAAGGACCUCCACCACCUCAGUCUGGACUGGGGGAACCUCUACCGCCACCUCAGCCAGGACGCGGGAACCUUCCACCACCUCCGCGGCCCCAGCACCUGGACCCGGAAGAGCCGGGCAGAAGACAAGAAUUCCUGCCAGAGCUCUUUUGACCUCUACUUCAUCUUGGAUAUGUCAGGCAGUGUGAACAACAACUGGAUGGACAUUUACACCUUUGUGGAGGAUUUGGUCAAGAAGUUUGACAACCCUAACCUGCGGAUGUCCUUCAUCACUUACUCCACACUGGGUCACACCCUCAUGAAGCUCACCUCAGACAGGAAUGAAAUUCGUGACGGUCUUAGCAGACUUCAGAAUAUAGUACCUAGUGGAGCCACACACAUGCAGGAAGGAUUUAAAAAGGCAAAUGAGCAGAUUCAACAAGCUAACUCAGGAGAAAACAAGGUUCCCUCUAUGAUUAUCUCCUUGACCGAUGGAACCCUCGAGGAAGCACCGUUUGAAAUGACUAAGGAAGAAGCUGACAAGGCUCGGAAAAUGGGAGCAACAGUAUACUGUGUGGGUGUAAAAGACUUUGAGGAAGACCAGUUACUGGAAAUUGCAGACAGCCCGCGUCACGUCUUUGGAGUGGACCAAGGAUUCAAGGCUCUUAAAUACAUCGUUGAGCCACUCGGAACUAAGUCCUGUAUUGAAAUUACAGCUGUGGAGCCUUCCAGUGUCUGUACAGGAGAUGAAAAUGAAUUGAUGAUUUCUGGAAAAGGAUUUAAUAAUGCAAAGAAGAAGGAUGAAGUUAUUUGUAGAUUUAAGUUCAGCGACAAGCAGUUCUUUGAUAUAAAAGCCAAGUCUGUGAAAGAUACCAGUAUAACAUGCCCAGGAGUAAAGAUAGAGAAGCCAGAUCAGGAGGUCUUUGUUGAAGUUAGCCUGAACAAUGGUGUCAGCGUCAUCAACAACAAUGUUAGCAUCACCAGCAAGAACUGUGCGAGUACCAGGGAAGGGGCACCAGAUGACAAGAGUGCCCCACCAGCUGCCCCACCAGCUGACCCACCAGCUGACCCACCAACUGCCCAGCAGCCUCCCGAGGAGCCUCCCUCAUCACCACCCCCACAGUUCAUCCCCUAUGUCAACCCUCUCUACUUCUCUGCCCUCAUCCCAGCCCUGCUCCUGUUCCUCCUGGUGCUCUGGUGCAUCUGGUGGCUGUGCCGCAGGAAGACUACCAAGGAGCCGCCACCAGUGCAGAAACCAGAAAGGGAGCCAGAGGAGACAUGUCAAAUGUCAUGCCCCACGGUGAUUGUCCCUUGUGGGUGUCAAGGAGGCGGGAUGAAACGAAUGGAGGGAAAACUGGAUACCUUGUGUGACUUUGUCCAGCGCUGCAACCAGAUGUCAUUGAUGUGGUGUCCGCCCAGGGACACGGGGAAGUGCCUCAACUUCGCCCUAAUGAAGCCCCACUGUGGGCAAUUGCACUGCAGCCCUAAGGUCUGCCUUCAACCCAGCCGGGAGUGCUUCUCCGUCAACAGCUGCUGCUCACGGUGCCAAUGCCCCCCGCCCGUGUGCUCCAGGCUUCCCUCCAGGAUGCAGCCGCUCAUCUCUCCCCCUGCCCGGCCACGCUGCGGCGCCACUUUGUCACUCCAGCCCCCAUAG
Molecule: messenger RNA, 1737 nt
Organism: Balaenoptera acutorostrata (minke whale)
Lineage: Eukaryota; Metazoa; Chordata; Mammalia; Artiodactyla; Balaenopteridae
Gene: ANTXRL
Product: ANTXR like
Exons: 17
Coding region: 1-1737 (578 amino acids)
Cellular component (GO): membrane
Molecular function (GO): signaling receptor activity
Source: RefSeq, a predicted model, not a curated record